This is a messenger RNA of Topomyia yanbarensis, 858 nucleotides long. RefSeq lists its product as uncharacterized. The coding region runs from base 28 to 705 and encodes 225 amino acids. NCBI's taxonomy places the organism in Eukaryota, Metazoa, Arthropoda, Insecta, Diptera, Culicidae. Gene Ontology annotation, biological process: positive regulation of DNA-templated transcription. Gene Ontology annotation, cellular component: nuclear body. The transcript is spliced from 4 exons. The record is from RefSeq and is a predicted model, not a curated record.
UGGUGCACGUGAUUUGCUUCGAAAAUAAUGGAGCCUGAACGCAGUUCAAAGAAAACGAAGAAAAAUCGAUGGAGCGCUGCUUGCAUUGAUUUGCUGGUAGAGCUGUGGGCCGACAAAAUUGCGGAUUUGCGAGGAAAUCGUAAAAACAACCACGUCUACCAGGAAAUUAGACAUGAGCUGGACAAAAGGGGUUUUACCGUAGGAACGGACGAAAUUAAAGUGAGAAUUCACAACCUCACAUCAAAAUACAAGAAAGAGAAAGCUCUAAUCGGUCCUUCCGGAGGAUCACCGUCGACCUGGCCGUUUUAUGCCAAAAUCCACAGCUUUUUGGGUACAUUCCCAAUAACCAACGUGUCUCAACGAGUUGAAGAAAGCUUCUCUGAAUUAUUGCCAGAUGCUGAGAUAAUUGCAGAAUAUGUAGAAGAAGCCGUUGAUUCCGAUCUAUCCUACGCAGGACCGUCGCUGGAUUCUGAAAUGCCGUUGAGACCUGGAAAGAAGGAGAAGAAAAAUAUAUUCCAGAAUGAGCUUUUAAAACGAUGGGAUAAAAUGGAGGAAGCAUCUAGAGAACAGAACGAAUAUUUGAGAGAGACAGAUCAAAAGUUGUUUGAGUUGGAGUCGCAACGAACCGCUCUACUCGAAAGAUUUGUUCAAAAUUCAGCUGAAAUGAAAGACGCUUUCAUUUCCUUCCUAGGCUCCAGAAAUUAGUUAUUCUAAACAAAUAUGAAUAAACAUUAAUACUUACUGAAGAAGCUGGCUGUUCAGGAUAUAUACGACCCUUUUCACUUCUUAGCUGUUCUAUAAUCCACUUUGAAUUAAGAUGAUCGUCGUUUACAUUGAGGAAGUUAUGAAGUACACAGC